This is a messenger RNA of Cicer arietinum (chickpea), 1235 nucleotides long. Its product is annotated as gibberellin 2-beta-dioxygenase 8. The record is from RefSeq and is a predicted model, not a curated record. Lineage: Eukaryota; Viridiplantae; Streptophyta; Magnoliopsida; Fabales; Fabaceae.
UUCUAAUCCUCUUAUUUGAAUCACAAUAUUCAUUCAUAAUAUUUUCCCACUUCUCAACUAUUUUGAUAAAAUAAAAAUGAACAACUUGGAUUCCUACCCUCCAACUCUCCGCCCCAAAAACAACCAUCCACUAAACCUAGACGACCCAAAUGACUUCAAGGGCCCUGACCCAAUUCAAGAUCCGGAUCCUGUUCCAAUCAUAGAUCUUCAUUGUUUGGACCACAAAAACUUAGAUGAAGCUUGCAAGGAUUGGGGGCUAUUUCGUUUGGUUAAUCAUGGUGUUCCAUUAACCCUUUUAGAACAACUUCAAAACUUAGCCAAACAACUAUUUUCUUUAUCCUUUGAGUCCAAACAAGAAGCAUGCAAUGAAAAACCUAUCACAUACUUUUGGGGUACCCCUGCCCUAACUCCUUCUGGGACAGCUAUAACAAGAGACCCUCAAAAUAUCAAUUGGGUUGAAGGUUUUGAUGUGCCAUUAUGUCAACUCUCUCAAUUCCAACAUCAACUUCCUACACUUGAAUCCAUGAGGGUUUUGGUAAUGGAAUAUGCAACCCAUUUGUCAAGAAUUGCGACAACUUUAUUCGAAGCAAUGUCUAAGAACCUUAAUCUGAAUUUGAAAGCUACAAAAUCAUAUGUAUCAGAAAAGACUGGAAUGGUGCGUGUGUAUCGUUACCCACGGACGGAUGUUGGUUGGGGCAUGGAGGUUCAUACAGAUAGCUCAGUUUUGUCCAUAUUGAACCAAGAUGACUUUGUUAGUGGGCUUCAAGUUCUCAAACAUGAUCAAUGGCUAAAUGUAAAGCCCAUUUCCAACACUUUGAUUGUCAACCUUGGUGACAUGAUGCAGGCAAUUAGCAGUGACAAGUACAAAAGUGUGUCACACAGAGUGAAGGUAGAUAAAGACAUAGAGAGGAUUUCAAUAUGCUACUUUGUAUUUCCUGGGGAAGGUGUUGUGAUUGAGAGCUCCAAGUACAAGCCCUUUACUUACAAUGAGUUCAGAGCACAAGUGCAACAAGACAUCAAAACCGUUGGGUAUAAAGUUGGCCUUCCAAGGUUUCAGCACAACCAAGACUCUUAAAUUAAACUUUUUUUUUUCUUUUUUAGUUUAGAUUUUCCGUUUUUGAUUACAGUUAAGAUGAUAAAUAUCAUCAUGAAUUCAUACAUUACUGUUUUUGUUUUUGUUAAAUAGUUCACCAAUUUAAAAUUGAAAUUGAAAUAUGUUGAAAUUGAAAGUGUUA